AUGCCCGCUCUGAUACCAAAUGAAAUUCCGGAUGAACCAAGAAUCGUAUUCCCCAAACUCAGAACCACUGAGUAUCACUUUAUUAGAAAUCUGAUUAAGAAGUUAGCCUUCGAGAUCUUGGAUCACUCCAAAUCUUCGCGUGAAUAUCUCCUCUCCAAACUGAACUCAUCCUGUUGUGAUCUCCACGUCAUUCGUUCAUUUGGCGUGCCAGAGAGGGAGUACUUCUCAGAUGAUGACAUUAUUGAUGGAGAUGAUGAGGGGGUGAUAACAACUGAUGAUGAUGACAGUGACACUGAUCGUCACUGGGAAGAUUGGGAAGAAUAUCAACUCAUUGAGGACAUGAAGAAACAGCAAGUCAAUGACUCAGACACAAGUUCAUCGUCCGAUGAGGAUGAUGUUAAAAGUGGCAAAGAAAAGCUUGGAGAGCAAGCAACAAGGUCAUUGUCGACACUAGGAGUUCUCGGUUCUUAAUUAUCUUCCUUUUUUUUCAUCAGUUUAAGCAAGCAAGUUUCUGUUAAUUUCCUCUAAAGCUUCCAUAGAAGCUAUCAAGAUGUUUCUUUUAAUUUCCC
Molecule: messenger RNA, 569 nt
Organism: Arabidopsis thaliana (thale cress)
Lineage: Eukaryota; Viridiplantae; Streptophyta; Magnoliopsida; Brassicales; Brassicaceae
Exons: 3
Coding region: 1-471 (156 amino acids)
Source: RefSeq, marked reviewed